CUCGUUCGUAAAAUAUUGUUUUGCUACUCGAAAAUAAACUUCAUAUCUUCGCGCCACAAUGUAAUAUCCUCUCUAUAUAUAUGAGUUUCUGUAUAACGGUUCUUACGAUCAUGAAUCAAUAUUCGAGAAUAAUAGAGACCAUAAGAUUGAGGUUUUUGGGCAUUUCCUGCAAAUCGCGAAGGUCAAGAAGUCACGUGACCAGGCCCUUGCCGUCAGGUUUGCGGUUUGAGGUUCACGUUUGUACGGGUAGACCACGUUCUAGAGGUAAGUUUUGCACCUUAAAACAUCACAAUCCCACGAUUGAGAGGAAAUAC
Porites evermanni is the source of this 314-nucleotide messenger RNA. The record is from the annotation of a GenBank genome assembly. NCBI's taxonomy places the organism in Eukaryota, Metazoa, Cnidaria, Anthozoa, Scleractinia, Poritidae.